AUUCCCGGUAGCGCGUUCCGGGAGCGCGUGGAAUGGAGCCUGGCGACCAAUCAGACCGCGGCCCCAUGAUGACGCCCCGGGAUUCCGCGAAAUUGUGUCUUUCGGAAGAGCACGCGAGUUGUGACAUUAGGAGACUAAACUCAUAACCGGGGCGGAUCAGUUCUUCUGAUGAUGUUUAAUCGCGGUGGUAAAGCUGCCAGUAUUUUGUUCCCGUCAUGAAUUAACGUGGAAUCUCACGUUAUCCGUCACGUAUAGGGCGACACGCGUGGGGGGUGGUGGAGUCCACGUUUCCUGGAGUUAACUCUGAAGUAUAGACGCUUUUGACAAACGGAUGUUAUUCCCCCAAAUCCCAGAGGCGCACUUAAAAUCGAGCUGUUUGUAAACGUUUGUUCGGUAUUUACCGAAAACGGCGCAGGCAUGACGGACAUUGAUCAUGAGCUCUCCAACGGGUCGAACAGCGAAUGUUCGGAGGCGCGGAGUCCCGGGGAGAUGUCGGAGGACAGCCAGGAGAGCCGGACAUUGCUCAUGGUGGCUAUGAUCCUCCUGGACCUCAACCGGAGCGUGAGGGAAAGCCGGACAAAAUGCGGCAGCGUGUUGUUACCGGAGCGCUGCAGACCGAACCAAACGGAGCCGAAGCGUCCUCGGACACGGCAGAGCGGCAAGCGGGUCCGCGCCGACAAGAGGCACGGGUGUCCGUACGCCGGUUGCGGGAAAAUGUACGGCAAAUCGUCUCAUCUGAAAGCACAUUUUCGAGUGCACACGGGUGAGAGGCCGUUCCACUGCACCUGGCCCGACUGUGCAAAGAAAUUCUCUCGCUCGGACGAGCUGACGCGACACUUCCGCACGCACACGGGGGAGAAGCGCUUCGCGUGCCCCCUGUGCGACAAGUGCUUCACGAGGAGCGACCACCUGACCAAGCACGCGCGCCGGCACGACGGCUUCCACCCCGCCAUGCUGCGCAGCCCGUGCAGGAGGACGCGGCGCGCGACGGCCCCCGCGGCGUCUCCCGGCUCCGCGCAAACGGGCUGCGCUUGAGUAGCGCCGAUGGCUCGGAGAUGCGCGAGCCUCUCUGGUCCUGUCGUCUUUAGCAAGGCUGCAUGCGCUAAUGUUCAUGUAACAGGACCUUUGCGCUGUCGUGCUACCCGUCUUUUACCCGUCUCUCUUGCACCGACAACUAGUUUAAUCGACCACAAAUUGUGUACGUGGAGAUGCAGCUUACUGUUAAAGGGUCGGUUGACAUGCACGUGUUGGAGAGGCCUACUCGAAUGCUAUUUUUGAGCGAUUCAGUCGUGUGGACAGUGACAGUAGUACGUAAUGCUGUUAACGUGCAUCACAACGUAGUCUGCCAUUGGGAUUUUUUGUGAAUAGAUAGCUAAUAGCACGAGCUAUUAUUAUGUCAAAACGCCACAAACCUCUCGCCACAGGUUAGACACGGGCUUCACGCGAGGUUAAAGUACAGCAAACACAAUUUUUUAUAGCCUAAUGACAUGCAACACGCGUUGGGAUCACACGAGCAUGUCUACGCGUCUCAUUUUAACUCCGCAAAAAACAAUGUAAAAGGCUAAAUACGUUUAUUUCUCCGUUAGUUCCAUGUUCGCAAUCGGAAAUCUGCAGCUGUGGGCCACGAAAUCAGCAAAGUACACCGUGCGCUGCAACUGCGCCUCGUCACUCGAGCGCCCCCGAGUGGCGCACAGUCCUGUUAUAUGUCUGGUUUAUUAUUAUGGUUGUGUUGGCGAGAUGUAUUUUUUCCCCCCAGCCGUUUCCUGUGUGUGGAAUGCUCCAUCCAUAGCCUGAUUUUCCCGCUGCGGUUUCGGCAGUGAAUUGCGUGCUGCUGCACGGCCGGUCGAGGCGAAAUGUUCAUUUACUUGAAAUAUCGAUGCUGUGAUUUGUCAGCAGGUUGUGAGCAGCCAACCAAGCAGAUCACAACAUAAGAUAGCCAGGGUAAUCUAAGCACAUACCAUAGCACACAAUUAAUGUGAGGCAGAGAAGCUGCUAGUCAAACAAUCCACAAUCCAUCCACACACACACACACACAAAUUACAUCUGCAUUAGGAGCUUUUAGGUUUAAGUGCUUUUAAGGUUUGGUUUUUGCAAUGAUUUCAAACUGCGCUCAUGAAAUGGUAGGAGCCAGUUGACAUGACAACCACUUCCGCUGUACGUUGUACUGGGCCCAACCUGUGACUCUUCUCCAAAGUUACACAAACUUUUUUCAGGUUAUGAAUGUACAAUGAGAGGAUGAUACCACUCACCAUCAAUGCUUUGCACACAAAAAAUGAACUUUCAUCAUUAAUCACCACAAUACUUCAGAGCAAACAUAUCUGUACAUACGAGGGCAAUUUAAAAGUUUCUUUCACACUGGGUUAUUUUAAACAGGGUGGCAACAUUCACCCUAUAUGUUUUCCAUGGUCAUUCAUUUCAAAACAAAUUAAAACAUGGUGAAACCAUCAA
Molecule: messenger RNA, 2448 nt
Organism: Electrophorus electricus (electric eel)
Lineage: Eukaryota; Metazoa; Chordata; Actinopteri; Gymnotiformes; Gymnotidae
Gene: klf9
Product: Kruppel like factor 9
Biological process (GO): regulation of transcription by RNA polymerase II
Molecular function (GO): DNA-binding transcription factor activity, RNA polymerase II-specific; RNA polymerase II cis-regulatory region sequence-specific DNA binding
Source: RefSeq, a predicted model, not a curated record